UCAGUUUCCAAUUUCUCAACAAUCUUAAAACCAUUCUUUCAACCGUGAUCAAGAUGCAGAUCUUCGUUAAGACUCUCACCGGAAAGACUAUCACCCUUGAGGUGGAAAGCUCUGACACCAUCGACAACGUUAAGGCCAAGAUCCAGGACAAGGAAGGCAUUCCUCCGGAUCAGCAGAGGUUGAUCUUCGCCGGAAAGCAGUUGGAGGAUGGCAGAACCCUUGCUGACUACAACAUCCAGAAGGAGUCGACCCUUCAUCUUGUUCUCAGGCUUCGUGGUGGUAUGCAGAUUUUUGUCAAGACUUUGACUGGAAAGACUAUCACUUUGGAGGUGGAGAGCUCUGACACCAUCGACAACGUGAAAGCCAAGAUCCAAGACAAAGAGGGUAUCCCUCCGGACCAGCAGAGGUUGAUCUUCGCCGGAAAGCAACUUGAAGAUGGCAGAACUUUGGCUGAUUACAACAUUCAGAAGGAGUCUACACUUCACUUGGUCUUGCGUCUGCGUGGAGGUAUGCAGAUCUUCGUGAAGACUCUCACCGGAAAGACCAUCACCUUGGAGGUAGAGAGCUCUGAUACCAUUGACAACGUGAAGGCCAAGAUCCAGGAUAAGGAAGGCAUCCCUCCGGACCAGCAGAGGUUGAUCUUCGCCGGCAAGCAGCUGGAGGAUGGCCGCACCUUGGCUGACUACAACAUCCAGAAGGAGUCGACCCUUCACUUGGUCUUGCGUCUACGUGGUGGUAUGCAGAUCUUUGUCAAGACUUUGACCGGUAAGACCAUCACCCUUGAAGUGGAGAGCUCAGACACCAUUGACAAUGUGAAGGCCAAGAUCCAGGACAAGGAAGGCAUUCCUCCAGACCAGCAGCGUCUCAUCUUCGCUGGAAAACAGCUUGAGGAUGGCCGCACCUUAGCUGACUACAACAUCCAGAAGGAGUCGACCCUUCACUUGGUGCUAAGGCUUCGUGGUGGCAUGCAGAUUUUCGUGAAGACUCUGACCGGGAAGACUAUCACGCUGGAGGUGGAGAGCUCUGACACCAUUGACAACGUGAAGGCCAAGAUCCAGGAUAAGGAAGGUAUCCCUCCGGACCAGCAGCGUCUCAUCUUCGCUGGAAGCAGCUUGAGGAUGGUCGUACUUUGGCCGACUACAACAUCCAGAAGGAGUCGACCCUUCACUUGGUCCUUCGUCUCCGUGGUGGCUUUUAAAACUUGUCUCCUCUUACCUUGUAAUGCCCGUAAUGAAUAAUUGAUGAAGUAUGUUUCCGUUCUUUUGUCUCUCCUUUCUUUCUAUAAUGACAAAUUGAAGUAUUGUACUUCUUCACCUCUUGGAUUAUCCUGCGAGUGUCUUUUCUAUGUGCUUCGUUUGCUUAAUAAGCCUGAAAAUUAACGUGCAAAACUUGUAAUAGCAGAUGUUUUUAAUGGUUGGAUA
This is a messenger RNA of Arabidopsis lyrata subsp. lyrata, 1421 nucleotides long. Its product is annotated as polyubiquitin. Lineage: Eukaryota; Viridiplantae; Streptophyta; Magnoliopsida; Brassicales; Brassicaceae. Gene Ontology annotation, biological process: protein ubiquitination; modification-dependent protein catabolic process. Gene Ontology annotation, cellular component: cytoplasm; nucleus. The record is from RefSeq and is a predicted model, not a curated record. Gene Ontology annotation, molecular function: ubiquitin protein ligase binding; protein tag activity.